AUGGGCGGCGUUACCUCAUCCAUGGCGGCCAAGUUUGCCUUCUUCCCGCCGAACCCACCUUCGUACAAGCUCAUCACCGAUGAUCUUACUGGCCUUUUGCUUCUCAGCCCUUUCCCUCAUCGCGAAAAUGUUGAAGUUCUGAAACUGCCCACUCGCCGGAGCACUGAUAUCGUUGCAAUCUAUGUCCGGCAUCCGAUGGCAACUUCGACUCUGCUCUAUUCUCAUGGCAACGCCGCCGAUCUGGGCCAAAUGUAUGAGCUCUUCAUCGAGCUUAGCAUUCACCUGCGUGUUAAUCUAAUGGGGUACGAUUAUUCGGGUUACGGUCAAUCAUCAGGAAAGCCAUCUGAGCAAAAUACAUAUGCAGAUAUUGAGGCUGCAUAUAAGUGUCUUGAAGAAAGCUAUGGAACCAAGCAGGAAGACAUCAUCCUAUAUGGUCAAUCUGUUGGGAGUGGUCCGACUUUGGAUCUUGCAGCCCGACUUCCUCGACUAAGAGCUACCGUUUUGCACAGUCCAAUACUUUCUGGCCUACGAGUCAUGUAUCCUGUGAAACGCUCUUACUGGUUCGAUAUCUAUAAGAAUAUCGACAAAGUUUCGCAGGUUAAUUGCCCUAUUCUCAUCAUUCAUGGAACUUCAGAUGAUGUGGUUGAUUGCUCUCAUGGCAAGCAACUUUGGGAACUUUGUAAAGAAAAAUAUGAACCAUUGUGGCUAAAAGGAGGAAACCACUGUAAUCUGGAGCUCUAUCCUGAGUAUAUCAGACAUCUAAAGAAGUUUGUAUUAACAGUUGAGAAACCGCCUUCUCAACGAUACAGUACUAGAAUGAGUACAGACCAAUAUGAGCAGCCACGAAAGAGCACCGAGUUUUUCGAGAUUCCAAGGAAGAGUACAGAUAGGAGAGAAAAACCGAGGCGGAGCAUGGAUCAACCAGAGAAGCUGAAGAAUCACUCUGAUAAGUUAGACAAGUUUAGACUCUCCUUUAACCAUGGGGAAAGGUCUCGCAGGAGCGUUGAUUGUCAUGAAAAGUCACGGAAAAGCAUCGAUCACCAGCUGGAAAGAGCAAGAAAAAGCGUCGAUCGGCUCGAUAGAAUACGAACCGGGUGACAAAGACAAGAAUCCAAGAUGUAGGGAUGAUUAUUACAGAGAAGCCAUAGUCAAAGGUUGAUGAUGACAACGACAACGACAACGACGACGAACGAUUGUUUAUGUAAUCCGAAAAGGUGUUGGGAGCUAAAGACAGGGUGGCUUUUGGAAGAUGGGAAGAACAAGAAAAAAAGCAGCAUGCGCAGCUCAGCAUGAUAUGAAGAAGGCUCUGCAUUGGCAGCAUAUGGGAGGUGAGGAUUUGACUUUCUGUCUUUUUCAAACUUUUCUUCUGCACAAAUCUGUGUGAUGUCUGGUCUCCUAACACAACAUUUUGAAAUGCUUUCAAAGUUUGUCCCUUUU
Cucurbita pepo subsp. pepo (vegetable marrow) is the source of this 1437-nucleotide messenger RNA. RefSeq lists its product as uncharacterized. The record is from RefSeq and is a predicted model, not a curated record. Lineage: Eukaryota; Viridiplantae; Streptophyta; Magnoliopsida; Cucurbitales; Cucurbitaceae.